Molecule: messenger RNA, 5125 nt
Organism: Dromaius novaehollandiae (emu)
Lineage: Eukaryota; Metazoa; Chordata; Aves; Casuariiformes; Dromaiidae
Gene: EEIG2
Product: EEIG family member 2
Exons: 11
Coding region: 254-1351 (365 amino acids)
Source: RefSeq, a predicted model, not a curated record
GGCGGGCGGGUUUGAGGGAGGCGCCGGCUGCCAUGUAAGCGCCGGCCGGGCGGCGGGGAGGCGGCGUCGCCGCUAGGGGCUGAGCCGGCAGCGGCGAGCGCUCCGGCCGCGUCCCGUCCCCGUCCCCGUGCCGUGGCGUGCCGCGGCGGCUGCCGCCCUGGCCCCGGGCAUGGGAGCGGGGAGGCCGGUGCGAGGGGGAGCUGCCGCGCGGCGCUGAGCGCGCCGUGGGGGCCGCGCCCGGGGCCCCCCGCCCAUGGCCUUCAUGAUGAUGAAGAAGAAGAAGUUCAAGUUCCGCGUGGAGCUGGAGCUGGACGAGCUCUCCUCCGUGCCCUUCGUCAACGGCAUCCUCUUCUGCAAGGUGCGGCUGCUGGACGGCGGCAGCUUCAGCGGCGAGUCCUCCCGGGAGGUAGUUCAGGCAAACUGUGUCCGCUGGAAGAAAAAGUUCUUAUUUAUGUGUAAAAUCAGUGCCAGUGCCACAACAGGGAUUCUGGAUACCUGCAUCUGCAGGGUGUCUGUACGGAAGGAGUUAAAAGGAGGAAAGGCAUAUGCAAAGCUGGGCUUUGCAGAUCUAAACCUAGCAGAGUUUGCUGGAUCGGGAAAUACCACUCGGCGCUGUUUACUGGAAGGUUAUGAUACCAAAAAUACAAGGCAGGAUAACUCCAUUCUCAAAGUUUUGAUCAAUAUGCAGCUAAUGUCUGGAGACCCAUGUUUUAAAAUGCCUCCUUCCACAGCAAUGUCUCUAGCAAUUCCUGGAGAAUCAGAAUCUUUGCAUGAAGACAGAAAAGGUGGAGAGAACUUGAAAGUAGUACAUCUGGGAAUGGCAGAUGUCUCAGCAAAGAGUGCCUCAGUCCCAGACGAACUUGGUGCAUGUGGACAUUCCAGAACAUCAAGCUAUGCAAGUCAGCAGUCAAAACUGUCAGCAGGAUACAGUACGUGUCACUCUAGAUCAUCCAGUUUGUCUGAACUCUGCCACAGGAGAAACGCCUCAGUGAGCAGUACCUCAACAGGAAUUGGAAGUAUUCUAGAGCCAUGUGAAGAGGGUGACCUAAAAGUAACAGAAAUGAACUUUGAUACAUCUGUUAAAGAUGAGUCCUCAGAAAAACUCUGCAGGCAUCCUGUGAAGCAAGACUCUGUGGAGUCGCAGCUAAAGAGGGUUGACGCUACCAGAGUCGACGCAGAUGAUAUAGUUGAAAAAAUACUCCAAAGUCAAGACUUCAGUUUAGAUUCAAGUGCAGAAGAGGAAGGUUUAAGAUUAUUUGUGGGCCCUGGUGGAAGCACUUCUUUUGGAAGCCAUCAUCUACCUAACAGAGUAGGAUCUGGAGCAUAUGAACAAGUGGUGAUAAAACGCUAGACUAGAAGAGCUUAAACAGAAGAAAAAUGCUGGAGCUCCAGAGUGGAUACGUCAGUUCUUGUUUGCUCUGUUAUAAGAGUUGUGAAAGACAAGAUGAACUGAACACAAGGUAGUUGGGUGGGGGUUUUCUUUUUUAAUUAACGGAAUGCCUCUUGCUCAUAGACCUUCAAAUCUUCUGUGGUAUGAAGGCAAUGUUUAGCCACGUAUGCCUUGUGCAAGCACUUAAACUGUUUUUGUAAGCUUUACCUGAUGUUAGUGAAUUACUUGCUUUGUAAAUUGUGUGAAAUAUCUUUGUGGAAGCAUGAUAAAUGGAUCCUACUUCAUUGUUUUAUACAGGAGAUCAAUUACGAUGAUAUGCUUUGUUUGUAACUUCUUUUCUAAAGAAGCCUUACCUUUAAGGAAUCAGUCUUAAAUGAACCUGAAUAAAUUAACUGGACUUCAUUUGAUCCUACCUGCAAUUUUAAUCUUACCGCAGAUAAUUCCCUCUAUCAAAAUUAAUAUGAAGAUUAUGGUCUCCACAAAACAGCCCAACUGUGUUUUGAACAUAUCCAAAACAUUCUCUUUAAAGUAUUGAGCAUAACUUUAUUGUACAGUAGAACAGUAGAGGUGAGCUUCAGAUGCAUUUAAAAAAAGCUACUACUUAAUAAACGUCAACCAUCCAUUAAUAGGUUAUUGUUAUUACUAAAUGAAGUCUAGAGGAUUAAGCACAUCAAAAUGUGACAUCUGGCUUUCUGUAAAUGACAAAAGAAAUGGGAUUCAACAUCAAAAUACCAAGGCACAGUAAAGUAUUAUCCAGAAAGCCAUUUUGUCUCUGUGAUUCUCAAGUCUGGAGUUUAAAACUUCUCUCACAGAACCUUCAAUAAUGCAGAACCUUGAGAUGCAAUGGAUGGUAUUGUUUAACAAACUAGUCAAUAACUUACACCACUAUGAACUUUUGUAGCUUAAUCCUUCACAGCUGCUUAGUGCUUUGCUUGUAUUUUGAAGGUGCCUUGAGGGAAAGGGAAAGUACAGGGAGGUUAAAUCUACUAAACAACUUGAGCUUUAAAAAUAGACAAAUAUCUAAACUACUAGAACUUACUAAGAGAAGCACUUUAUUGUAUACAUUCUCUCAGCACUCUGAGAAAAGCUCCACUGUGCAACAGACCUGUUAUUUCAUGUAAAACAUUUAUUCCUUCACCAUCUGUCCAUUAUUACAUUAAGGUAAAUGUACUGUAUUUAAAUUUGCACAAAUAGUUGACUGUGGCAGAAAAGAUGAAAAAAGUCUUUUAAAAUUUCACUGAAGUACAAAGGAAACCAUUUUUAUAGGGAUGUAUGAGGUGAAACAAUUCUAAUUCAGGCUUGGAUCUGCUGUAUUUUAAUUGUAAACUGCAGAUACUUAAUUUUGUUAUCACUUAUUGUAUCAAUAAGGCUUGGAUUAAAUAAAAAUAGAAAUAGUGUAGCCACAGAAAGUUCUGAAGGCUUCAAACUUUCUCAUACUGGUGUUCGACAUUGUUUUGUAGAAGUAUAAAUAGGUCCUAUUUCAUAGGUUGAAGGAGGAAAGGCUUUGUGUAACAGGUUUUAUGUUUUCCAUAAAUUCAUAGUAUAGUUAAACUCCAUUUUUAUUUACAUUUUUAAGAAACUUUGAGAGUUUGAAGUUUGAGUAGUGUUAUUGAGUAUGAUAAAUAUGAGCUAUUUCUCAAUUAUGGUACUGAAAUACUUUUAUUUCCUACUGUUCAUUAUCAUCUCUUUACUUUGGACUGUUAAAAAGUAGGUUAAAAAGUAUAAAUACAAAGGUUGUAUUUUAGCUGCUGUUAAUAGUCUGCAAAGAAGUAUGUGCAAAAAUACUUCCACUGUGUUUACAUAAUGGAGCUAGAAAUAUAUGCUUGCAUUACUUUUUUAAAUAAAGUAUUUAAAUUUUUCUAUUUUCUAUUUCAAAGUCAGAGGUAUUUUUAUGAAUCGGACAACAGAUAUAACACUUUUACAAAAUGAUCUAGGACCCAGUAACUGCCACUUCUGACUUUCCUAUAAAAUGCUCAUUUUUAUCAUUGACUGCAAAAUUACUGAUAGUGGAGCAAAGCUGAAAAUUUUCUUCUGUCCCCUGAAAUUCAGUAGAAUAUCUGUGCAAAAUCUUUUUAGCCCUUUAGCCCAUCACUAACCAGAGAGGGAAAAAAGUAAAAUAUGCUAAAAAUAAUGUGGUAGUGAGAAUGACCUAUGAUUACAGCUGCCAUUUCUCCCAAUUUUCAGUUUUCUCCUCUCCAUGAAGAAAUACUAAAAGAAGUUAGAUGAAUGGUUCUAUACUGAUCAGCUGCUCAUUUUAUUCCCCCCCCCCCCAUCCAUCUACAAAUACUAGGAACUCUUGGCUUCUGAGAAUGUUAAAAUUGAGUCAUUCCAUCUUCAAUCUACUUCUACUCAAAAUACAGCAACUUGUUAUACUACACUAUGAUGUCUGUUCUUCCUAACAGAAGAGCAGCCACAAGGUUAGCUUAUCUUGAAGGUAACCCAAACUUCUUCACUUGAUAUAAUGUUAGGUAAAUAAAAAUUUAAGUCUGCAGUAGAUUCCAUUAUCAUUUUAUUCAAAAAAAUCUUAGGGUUUGUAAAGAACCUGGAAAAAAAGUGUUGUAAAACAUAGGUUAUUACAUUAUGUCUAGCCUUUGGCUGAGAUACUAAAUUAAUUGCUGCCAACUGUUAUUUUCCUUUAGUGCCAAUUACACAGCACCUACUAAUCAGUCUGUGUAUAAAGAAUGAAGAUUUUUAUUGGUUUUUAUUUAUUUCAGGUAUUUAACCUCCUGUUAUUACCUGCUCAAGUUCUAAUGUUCAAAAGCAUUUAUGUAGUUGUGGUUUUUGUGCUCCAUAGGAAUUUUAAACAGAAAAUGCAUAAUAACUGCUAGUAUUCUGCAGUUUCUCAAAGCAUGAGUUUCCUAUCCUGUUCAAAAACUUACACAAACAAACAAAAAUCCUACUGCAAGUCAAAAGAUGCAUGAAACUUAAGUUAUAUUGCUUUCAGUACUCCUGAACAUUGGUAUACUUUUGACAAAUCCGUCAAAAACACAUACUAGUUAGAUGGUCGUGUACUUUUCUUUUUUUUUGGGGGGGGUACAGUUAACAAAGUAUACUUUUAAAAAGACUGUACAAAUAUUUAUGUAAUUCCUACAGGUUUUUCCAUAGCCCAGAUUUGUAUUCUAUGUUAAAAUAGACAGCUAAUUGACGUAGACUAGGCAUUUUGUUUACUAGAAAGCAAUUAUUUUCUUGCGUUAGAAGAUCCUUUAAAUAGGAGGUAAGUUUACAUGGGAAUUCAGCCUUCAAUAAAGCUGUAUUCCAGUAUUUUAUUGUUCACACUUUGAGCUACAACUCUUUGAAGAGAUUCCAUAACUGUGCAUAUUUUGUAAGUGGAAUGUGACCUUCAUAUUUAGAUGUGGUAUUUUCUUUUCUGUAAACUGUUAUAAAUGUAUCAGACUGUCAUUUAGUAAACUGUCUGGGAUAUGAUUUUGUUUUUAUUUUAAGUACAUACUGCAAAAGUCUCAUACAUUCAAUAAAGUCACGCCCUCAGCUUGGAAUCUGUUUCUAAACAACUUUUUUUUUAAUGCAAAGAAGGCAAAUUUAAUUUAAACCUUAGUAAAGUAAAUUUCAGUUUCUCUCUUUUCAGACUUUCCCUCUGCAGCUUAUUAAACUUCCUACCUAGUCUAAAGUAUUAAAUUGCAUCAUCAUCGGUAUGUAAGUUAUAUGUCUCCUGGCUACAAAAAUGAAUACCAUUAUCCAACGAAAUAAAACAAAUAUUAAAAUGAGCAAGUACUUAAA